Messenger RNA from Penicillium olsonii, 1224 nucleotides. The record is from the annotation of a GenBank genome assembly. Lineage: Eukaryota; Fungi; Ascomycota; Eurotiomycetes; Eurotiales; Aspergillaceae.
AUGAUGACGGUCUCGCAAACUGAAGACAUCUUCCCCUCGAAAAUGGGCCCUGCCUACGUGGGCUUCGACCAUAUCCACUGGUUCGUCGGAACCCCUAAACAAUCAGCUUCAUACUGGAUCACUCGCAUGGGCUUCCGGCCCAUUGCAUACCGUGGCCCGGAGAAUGGCUCGCCCUACCUCGUAAGCUAUGUCGUAGCCAACUGCGGCGCUACGUUCAUCCUGACAGGGCCGGUAUGUGGUCCACCAAAACAUAGCUCAGAGGAUCUGAUGUGCCGGGCCUCGGACCACGAGCGCACCACGCUGGCUGACGUCCAUGAACAUCUGACCGUUCACGGAGACGGUGUAAAGGAUGUUGCCUUUCGGAUUGUCGGAGAUAUACAAGCUGUGUGGGACCGGGCUGUUGAGAAUGGUGCCCGCGCUAUUGCUGAACCACGGAUUGUUACCGUUGACGGGCAUGGGGUACUCGUGUCGGCGACUAUUGGAACGUACGGUGAUACUGUGCAUUCCCUGGUUAACCGAGAAAAGUACUCGGACGAUGCGCCCUUCUUGCCGGGAUAUCAAGUCAUCACUGCCGAAGAUCCCAUCAUGCAGCUUCUGCCAAAAGUUGACUUGAUUGAGAUUGAUCACUGCGUCGGGAACCAGCCAUGGGGAGGGGUUGAUAGUAUUGUUCAAUAUUAUGAGGAUUGUCUAGACUUCCACCGUUACUGGACCGUCGACGACAAAGACAUGUGCAGCGAAUACUCUGCCAUGCGGUCCAUUGUCAUUGCAUCCCCCAAUGAAACCAUCAAAAUGCCCAUGAACGAGCCGGCAACUGGCAAAAAGCAAUCACAGAUCGAAGAAUUCAUCAACUACUACCACGGUGCCGGGGUUCAGCACAUUGCCUUCCGUACCAACGACAUCGUCACCGCCGUGUCCCAGUUGCAGGCUCGAGGCGUCCAAUUCCUCAAUGUUCCUGCUGCAUACUACGCCGAUCUACGCAAGCGCCUCUCGCGGGUCUCGUGGGCCCUCGACGCCGACGUCGAUGUGCUCGAACGAUUGAAUAUCCUCGCGGACUUCGAUGAACGUGGAUAUCUGCUCCAGAUAUUUUCCAAACACGUUGGAGAUCGCCCGACGGUCUUCGUCGAGGUCAUUCAACGCAAUUCGUUUGAUGGGUUUGGGGCAGGCAACUUUAAGAGUCUCUUUGAGGCGUUCGAAAGGGAACAGGCACUACGCGGGAAUCUCUAA